AUGGCAUCUUCUUCAUCUAAUACAAAUAUUACAUCUCCUUCAUUUCUCCCCCUACGACGCCGUCCUAAUCAUUGCCCCAUCUUUUCUUCUCCCUCCUAUCUCAGACCCAGAACCAGAAAUUCCAAGUUGGUCCGCCUCUCAGCUUCUCUCGCUCACGUCUCUUGGCUCUCUCCUCACCAGAGUGAUAGUAACGAUUACAAUGGUUGGGCCAUUGUCGAAUCUCCUCCUCCUCAAAACAAUAACAAGAAGAUAGGUUUGUCUACGGUUGUGAUUAGAGUUGCUGUGGGGUCUUCAUUUGGUCUAUUACUUGCUAUCAUUUCUUACUUUUCUCUCUCUAGAGCAGGGUUCAAGUUCCAGUUCGGUAGUCCGUUGAAUGUUUCGAAUGAAAUUUUAAAACUGAAUGAAACAAAAUCUGAUGAAAGCAAAACUGUGGACUCUCGUGAAACGGAUGGAUACACCAUCGCAAGCCCUGGCCCAGAGUCUGUACCUGAUGGCACUGGCAAAACUGUUGCUUCAGGAUCAGUGGACAGGCUUGAGCGUGUUAUCGUGUCGGUUGCCGUAGAUUCUACUCAACAAGAGGCCUUGUCUGUUCUGAAGAAACUGAAGAUUUUACGAGUUCUGAAGUUGUCAAAGUUCUUACUGUUUGCUGAACAAAGGGUUGGAGGUAUACAGAUCAUUGAAGAUAAUGUAAAGGCUGAUGAAUUGUGCACUAGAAGGGAAUAUGCGAGAUGGCUUAUUCGUAUGAACUCAUUAUUGGAGAGGAGCCCGAAGCACAGGAUUGUUCCAUCUGUAUCACUCUCUGGGUCUGUGGUUGCUGCCUUCGAUGAUGUGGAUGUUGAAGACCCAGAUUUUGAGUCUAUCCAAGCACUUGCUGAGGCUGGUGUUGUUCCCAGCAAGCUAUUAGGGAAGAACUAUGGUUCUGACCAUUCUGAAGGCCAGGGAGGCGUCCACUUUUCCCCUGAGAGGUUCAUUUCUCGACAGGAUCUAAUAAACUGGAAAGCCCAAGUACAGUAUGAAUUCAAGCCAGAUGUCUUGGAACAGAUAUCAACAAAAGUGGGUUAUAUGGAUGUGAAGGAGAUCAGUUCAGAUGCAUCUCUGGAACUUUUCUUGGACUUGCUAGCUGGGGACAAGAGCAUAGUGAGAAAAGUUUUUGGUCAGAGCAAGCGGUUUCAACCAAAUAAACCUUCAACAAAAGCUCAAGCAGCAGUGGCAUUGAUGAGUGGGAGGAUGGCAGAAGCUGUAUAUACUGAAUUGUCAAGACUUGAAGCUGAAAGGUUAUCAAGGGAAGCUGAGAUGGAAGAAAUUAGGUCUGAGUUGCUUGAUAGGGGAGACAUACAAAGAUGUUGGGAUGAGAAAUUCAGUGAAGAGAGAACUCGAGGUUUUGAGGUGGAGAAGCUUUAUUUAUCUGCACGUGCUGAUUUGGAGCAGGAGUUGAAUGUUCAAGAGAAGUAUGAUGCUGAGACUUUGAAGGAGAAGGCAGCCAUGGAUUGUCAGAGGCAACUACUUCUGAAUCUGAAGGAAGAGGUUGAUGAGAUGACAGUAAAGCUUGCAUCUGAGAGGGCCACGUAUGUGGAGGAGAAGUGCCAAUUACAGAAUAUGCUUGGUGAAUUACUGACGAAGCAGGAAGGACUUCUUGAGACCAAGUCUAUACUGGAAGCUGAGAAAGAAGCACUUCGGAUUCUUAGAUCUUGGGUAGAAGAUGAAGCAAGGAAAAGUCAAGCCCGUGCUAAGGUUCUCGAGGAAGUAGGCCGAAGGUGGAGAUGGAACAGCCAUGCUUGAAUGUCAAUUGUCCUUAAAAAAUACAUCAUCCAUUAUGACCUUGAAAUACUUGAUGGGGCUAUAGAAAAA
Pistacia vera is the source of this 1848-nucleotide messenger RNA. RefSeq lists its product as uncharacterized. The transcript is spliced from 12 exons. NCBI's taxonomy places the organism in Eukaryota, Viridiplantae, Streptophyta, Magnoliopsida, Sapindales, Anacardiaceae. The record is from RefSeq and is a predicted model, not a curated record. The coding region runs from base 1 to 1779 and encodes 592 amino acids.